CAGACUUGCUGUUAUAUAUGGGUUUCCAGCAUUUACUGGAAGCAGAGGAGAAAGUUUCCUGAAAAGCACAGCUGCCUGAAUGCCUGCAGCCUUUAGGCACAGCUGAGAACUAUACUGCAAUCAUGAGUGAGGCCACUAAAGAUUCCCUGGAGAGACACCUACAGCAAUUAAAAUGUCAUUUCACCUGGAACUUGAUAGGGGACAAGUCCCUGGAUGAGUUUGAGGAUGCAGUGUUGCACAAGGACCAGUUUCAGAACAGUGAAUUCAAAGCCACUAUGCUUAACAUAUCGGCCUACAUAAAGCACCUCAGAGGCCAAAACAAGGCGGCCCUGGACUGCUUGAAGCAGGCUGAGGAGGUCAUCCAGCGAGAGCACGCUGGCCAAGCCAAGCUCCGAAGUCUGGUCACGUGGGGGAACUAUGCCUGGAUCUACUACCACAUGGGCCAGGUCGAAGAUGCUCAGGCUUACCUGGACAAGGUGAAACAGGUCUGUGAGGAGUUUUCUAGUCCCUAUAGGCUUGAGAGCCCUGAGCUCCACGGUGAAGAAGGGUGGGCGCGGCUAAAGUGUACAACAAAGCAAAAUGAAAGGGCAAAGGUGUGUUUUGAGAAGGCUUUGGAGAAGAAACCGAAAGACCCAGAGUUCACCUCCGGCUGGGCCAUUGCAAGCUCCCGCCUGGACCGCUGGCCAGUGUCACAGGACCCCACUGACCCUCUGAGGAAAGCCAUCAGACUAAAUCCUAACAACCAGUAUAUUAAAAUUCUCUUGGCUCUGAAAUUUCAAAAGGAGGAGCAAGAGGAUGAAGGAGAGAGGCUAGUUGAAGAAGCCUUAAACAAAGCCCCAGAUGCAACAGAUGUACUGCACAGUGCAGCGUGGUUUUAUCGGAAUAAACAUGCCUGGGACAAAGCCAUAAAUCAGCUUAGAAAGGCUUUAAAAAUCCUGCCACAUAACCACUACUUGCAUUACCAGAUUGGGUCCUGCUAUAAGUCACAGUUCCUCCAAUUAAAGAACAUGGGAGAUAAUGAAAUAUAUGGGAAAAGAGAGAAGUUACUAGAACAAGUAGAGCUGGCUGUGAAGCAUUUAGAGGAAGCCAAGAAGAACAAUGUGAAUUUCCCCAGCAUCUUUUCCACUAUUGCUGGUAUCUAUGCCCACGCAGGUGACCAUGAGAAAGCAGAGAGUUACUUCCAAAAGGAAUUCAGCCAGGAGCUCAGUCCUGUAGCUAAACAAGUGCUCCACCUGCAGUAUGGCAAUUUUCAGCUGUAUCAAAUGAAAUGUGAAGACAAGGCCAUCCAGCAUUUUAUAGAGGGAGUAAAAAUCAACGUGGAAUCAAACGAGAGUUUGGCAAAGAUGAAAUCCAAACUGCAAAGAAUUGCCAAAAAACGACUUUCUAAAAAUGAAGCAGAUUCUGAAGCUUUGACUCUCCUAGCAUUUCUUCAAGAGCUGAGUGGAGAAACACAACAAAGAGACAAAGACUUGAAAAGAGAUUUGGACUCGAAACUUCAUCGCUUCAGCGCCUCUAGAUUAGCAAAGAAUGAGGAAUAGGAACACAGUGCCCACAGAGCUCCUGCCUGAAGGGGCGGAAGUCCUUCCCCCAAGUUGGUGUCUAAAAUACAUGAACAACUGAUCUGGCCUAAGCGCGGACUAAGGCACUGGCCCUGCAGCACCUGGGCUUAACUGAUGCUUCACCUCUGUAGUAUCUUUCCAUCUGUGGAGUCAUUCUAGGUUCUGUACAGGUGCCUUUGCAUGGAAGUAAGGUGCUGUGUUCAUGAUAAUCCUGAGAGAUCAAAGGCAUCAAUAUACUGCCUACCUGCCUGCCUCUCUCUCUCUCUCUCUCUCUCUCUCUCUCUCUCUCUCUCUCUCUCUCUCCCUCU
This is a messenger RNA of Octodon degus (degu), 1867 nucleotides long. It is a transcript of the gene Ifit2, whose product is annotated as interferon induced protein with tetratricopeptide repeats 2. The coding region runs from base 123 to 1538 and encodes 471 amino acids. Lineage: Eukaryota; Metazoa; Chordata; Mammalia; Rodentia; Octodontidae. Gene Ontology annotation, cellular component: cytosol. Gene Ontology annotation, biological process: defense response to virus. The transcript is spliced from 2 exons. Gene Ontology annotation, molecular function: protein binding. The record is from RefSeq and is a predicted model, not a curated record.